AUGCGACCCGGGACCGCGCGCCUACUCCUCUUGCUCCUGGCGCUGACGCAGCUGCUGAAUGUGGUCUGCGCGCAGGAACCGAGCGCAGAGUCGUUUGGCUUAGAGGAUGCCAUCGAGGGAGAGGACACAGAGGAUGAGGAGGAUGAGGAAGACACCUCGGAAGUAAAGGAGGAGAAUGGUGUCGUGCUCCUGAGCGACUCAAACUUCGACAGCUUUGUGGCCGACAAGGACACGGUGCUGCUGGAGUUCUACGCGCCCUGGUGUGGACACUGUAAACAGUUUGCUCCGGAAUAUGAAAAAAUUGCCGAGACGCUGAGAGGCGAUGAUCCCCCCAUCCCUGUGGCUAAGAUUGACGCCACGGCUGCCGUAACGCUAGCUGGCAGGUUUGACGUGAGCGGCUACCCCACCAUCAAGAUCCUCAAGAAGGGGCAGGCCGUCGACUAUGAGGGCACCAGGACCCAGGCAGAAAUUGUUGCCAAGGUUAGAGAGGUGGCCCAGCCCACAUGGACGCCCCCACCUGAGGCCACACUGGUGCUGACUGCAGAGAACUUUGACUCAGUUGUGGGCGAGGCGGACAUCAUCCUGGUAGAGUUCUACGCCCCAUGGUGUGGUCACUGCAAGAAACUGGCCCCUGAGUAUGAGAAGGCGGCCAAGGAGCUCAGCCGGCGCUCACCCCCGAUUCCCCUGGCCAAAGUCGAUGCCACAGCAGAGACGGACCUGGCCCAACGGUUCGGUGUCUCCGGCUACCCCACGCUGAAGAUCUUCCGCCGAGGGAAGCCCUUUGACUACAAUGGCCCAAGGGAAAAAUAUGGCAUAGUGGACUACAUGGUGGAGCAGGCAGGCCCUCCCUCUAAGGCAGUUGUGGGGCUGAAGCAGGUGCAGGAGUUCCUGAAGGAUGGAGAUGAUGUCAUCAUCAUAGGAGUCUUCCAGGGGGAGAAUGACCCAGCCUACCAGCAGUACCAGGAAGCUGCCAACAGCCUUCGGGAGGAUUACCGAUUCCACCACACCUUCAGCACUGAGGUCGCCAAGUUCUUGAAGGUUGCCUCGGGGACACUGCUGGUGAUGCAGCCCGAGAGGUUCCAGUCCCGCUUUGAACCCAAGAGCCAUGCGAUAGCCAUUGAGGGCUCCACAGAGGCCUCUGCCAUCAGGGAUCACGUGGUACAGCACACCCUGCCGCUGGUCGGCCACCGCAGGGCUGCCACCGAGGCCAAGCGCUACACCCGGCGCCCCCUGGUGGUGGUUUACUUCAGCGUGGACUUCAGUUUUGACUACAGAGCUUCCACACAGUUCUGGAGGAACAAAGUCCUGGAGGUAGCCAAGGAUUUCCCUGAGUACACAUUCGCCAUCGCUGACGAGGAGGACUAUGCCUCAGAGGUGAAGGAUCUGGGGCUGGGCGAGAGCGGGGAGGAUGUCAACGCGGCUGUGCUGGACGAGGGCGGGCGGAAGUUUGCCAUGGAGCCCACGGACUUUGAUGUCGAUGCCCUGCGUGAAUUUGUGAUGGCCUUCAAGAAGGGAAAACUGAAGCCAGUCAUUAAGUCACAACCAGUGCCCAAGAACAACAAGGGGCCAGUCAAGGUUGUGGUGGGGAAGACCUUCAAGGACAUUGUGCUGGACCCCAGCCAGGACGUACUCAUUGAGUUCUACGCCCCGUGGUGUGGGCACUGCAAACAGCUGGAACCCGUGUACGCUGCGCUGGGCAAGAAGUACCGCAGUCACAAGGGCCUGGUCAUCGCCAAGAUGGAUGCCACAGCCAACGAGGCCACCAGUGACCGCUACAAAGUCGACGGCUUUCCCACCAUCUACUUUGCACCCAGAGGGGACAAGCAGAACCCCAUCAAGUUCGAAGGUGCCAACAGGGACCUGGAGCACCUGAGCCAGUUCAUCGACGAGCAUGCCAGGUGGCCGGGCCAGGCCAAGGAGGAGCUCUGA
This is a messenger RNA of Chrysochloris asiatica (Cape golden mole), 1929 nucleotides long. It is a transcript of the gene PDIA4, whose product is annotated as protein disulfide isomerase family A, member 4. Gene Ontology annotation, cellular component: endoplasmic reticulum lumen; cell surface; endoplasmic reticulum. The record is from RefSeq and is a predicted model, not a curated record. The transcript is spliced from 10 exons. The coding region runs from base 1 to 1929 and encodes 642 amino acids. Gene Ontology annotation, molecular function: protein disulfide isomerase activity. Lineage: Eukaryota; Metazoa; Chordata; Mammalia; Afrosoricida; Chrysochloridae. Gene Ontology annotation, biological process: protein folding; response to endoplasmic reticulum stress.